Molecule: messenger RNA, 5228 nt
Organism: Bombyx mori (domestic silkworm)
Lineage: Eukaryota; Metazoa; Arthropoda; Insecta; Lepidoptera; Bombycidae
Exons: 37
Coding region: 148-5154 (1668 amino acids)
Biological process (GO): negative regulation of cell population proliferation
Cellular component (GO): cilium; cytoplasm
Molecular function (GO): tubulin binding
Source: RefSeq, a predicted model, not a curated record
AAAGUUUUGAAAGUGAAAAUUAUAUUACAAACUCAGAGCAAAACCUUUUUGAAGUGCUUUACAAUCAAUCAUUACUGUCAAAUAACGAAUCAUAACUAUAUCACAUAUUUUAAGAAACCGUUUAAAUUUGUAACUGUAUAAUUAAUCAUGGCUGAUAAUCUACCACUGGUACCAGAUAGCAGAAAUCUAUGUAAUGACGUGAGGUCGGUGCUAAGGGAAGUAUUCCGUGAAGUAGAUUAUCUACCCCCUUUGAAAGCGGUGAAGGAUUUGAAGAAACAGAAGUCGGAAGAUGAUUGGGUAGAAAACUUCACGAAAGAAUGCAAUGAAAUAUGGCAAAGGGAAGAUGCGUUAAAGCAGGAGUACGCUAAAAGGUUAUCAAAGAAGCCGGCACCUAACAUUUAUCAACUCCACUCUGAAAGGACUACGGGAAUCGAAGAUGAGUGGAGAGCACAGAGAGGUAUCAUAGAGAGAAGGAGUUUGUUGCCGACAAUCGCCCAAAAUUCCGGAAGAGACAAGAGCCUCUGGGUACAAAAUAUAAUGAACAGAAGUUCGGGUGAUGUGACCUCCGUUGAUGUGGCUUCUAGAGCGCGCUCAUCCGAACAGAGUCUAGUGGAGGGGAAAUCGAUGCUGUCAUUCAGCAUAGGUGAAGUACCGCCAAAAAUGUUUUCACCUCCACCUUCUAUACCAAGAUUCGAGACAGAACCAGAGUACAUAAUCUGCGUGCCCUCGAAACUAGACUUUAUCAAUUUCACUAUCGGACAGCUACAUACACAAACUGUUCGUCUGAUCAACGUCUCCAAGUUCGAGAUCCGACUCUCCCUUCGGCCUCCGAGCCGUAGAGAGCUCAACCUAGAGAUAUCCGGUGCCAGGGGUCUGACCGUGACCUCGGGUUCAGCCGCUGAAGUUCGAGUACACUUUAGACCCCUCAAUGUCCUGAGCAUACGCGACGAGAUGCUCGUGAGGGCGUCGUCCGGCAAGGAUCGUCUCGUCGCCAUCCAUUGUUACAUGGAGCCACCUUUGUUGAAUGUUUUUGUACCAAGCAUCUCAGGAUGUGCACGGUUUCCAUCUCCUCGUGGUGAAGAUGUUCUAGAGCUCGGAUCUUGUCUGUUGGGCGAUGUUCACCGUGUUCCAAUAUUCCUACACUCCAAAGCUGAUCACGCCGCCUUCUUCUUCAUUACUGAAGAUGCAUGGCUGACCUUAAAUUUGGAGGGCAUAACGUCACGAGGAUGUCUACAAGCAGGAGCCUUCACCAUCUGGCCCUGCUGGUUCGCUGGUGGGGGCGCGGUGCCGGGCUGCGUGUGGUGCAGCGCUGAAUGCGCUGGCUUCCACGUGGCUUCGUUACGAGUCCUGUGCUCCACUGCUGUGGUCCGCCCCUUGAAUUUGCUGGCUGAUUUUGUGAUGUUCUCGCCGAAACACAUUACCAUAGAGGCCCAAGAAAAGGACUACGACAUUUGCAGCGAGGAUGAUGCAUCCUGCGAGUACUAUGUGCAUCUCGGGACUGCCUUCCCCAACCGGAGUCUGUCAGCCAGUGUUCAACUUGUUAAUCACAGCUCAUUAUUAUAUUCAUACUAUUGGACCACUCGACCUUGGGGGAAAUGUUUCUGCUAUGAGAAAACAACGAAUGAAAUGGAAGAAGGAGACAGUGAAAUAGAAGAAUUUCAAUGUGGAUCAAAGUGUACAAACCUUGAUGAACAACAAAUGGUCGAUCGUGAGGAUCCGUUCCGUUUGGUGGAAGUGGACCCUUCAAAAGGUCGGUCCGCACCGCGGUCAACAACUGAAGUUAUUGUGUCUGCAGAAGACGUUGGGUCCGAGCUUGGUGUUCAAAGAGCUGUCAUGAUGUUAAUUUUAAGAAACAUCCCAAAGAAAAGUUUCUCAGAGGAAUAUGACCCAAUGAUUACGGACGUGAAAAUAAUUAAGCCACAAACCGCUCCGGGUGUAGAAAGUCCUCCUGUAGAAGUAUGUGACGUGGUCUGCUGUCAGUUAGAAAUAUGGUGGGAAGUUGUUCCAGUGCGAUUUGUGUUGGACCCACCGCUGAUACCUAUAGUUCACUCUAGAAGAGUGAAAAAUGUAGAGUUGAAUAUCCAAGCGGUCCAGCUGUACGGCACUGAUGCGGUGCAGUGCCACUGGGCAGCGCCGGGACAAGCGCUCGCUCCGGAAUCUACUAAGCUCACAUCUUUCCAAUCGAAAGCAGUGAACGUCAAUCUACCUUUAUUGAGUUCAAUAGACGAGCGAGUUGAAAUGGAUGUUAUUUCUUUAACUGCCGCCAAAGAAGAGUGGCGGUCUGAUUGCUUGGUGACCCGACAGGCUCUGACAAGGCCUUUAUUACUGCGGCCAGCCGCAGUCUGGCUCGGUGUGGUCCCGCCGGGAACUACACUGACAACUAAAUUAGAAAUUUCCAAUAGUACAUUUCAGCAGAUUAAUUGGUCGGCUACUGCUUAUCAAUCCUGUGGAGAGGAAUAUUCCAGCCGCUCUUGUGUCGGGCGGCCUCCGUGCGUCGUCUGCAAGCAACGAGCUUGCUCUUGCACAGUGCUGAUGCCGUCGCGAGGCUCACUGGAACAUACGGAAAGGACCGAAAUUCAAUUUCACGUUACCGCUCCAGACAGAGAUGGUUGCGUUAUGGCUUUGGUAUUUGUCAAACGAACGAAUUCUAGUUUAGAAUACGCUGCUGAUGUUAGCGCUUCCCUCAUAUCGUACAGAGUACUGGCGCCGAGGCUGGUCAUAAGAGUGUUGCCUUGUGCGGGAGAUAAGAAGAGAGAAUGUGAAUAUUGCGAUUUAGAUGAAGGCGAUUCCAACAACCCACGGGGCGCGCUCAUCCUGAGGCCUAAGCAAGCUUUACCUUUGGGUGUAAGAGCCUGCUAUAAGCUCCGGAUUGUUAAUACCACACCGAUAUUAACUGAUCUAAAAUGGGAACCGAGUCUUAAUUUGGAUGAUGCCGUCAAAAUCACUUUUAUACCGAGAGAAGUGAGCAUUGGAAGCUACGAAACUAAAGACAUUUCGAUCCUGCUUGAAGCUUCGAAAGUGUGUGACAGAAGUCUGUAUGUGUGUAGCAGUUCGGUGACGCACGCACACACAAAAAUAUAUCUUCUUAUAGAUGCCGCCGUCUCCGGGCUGGAAGUCGUCUGUGAAAUUCCUGUCGGUGAUGGAGAAGCGAUCGACCGCGCCGAAAUAAAGCUGAUGCAGAAAGAAGUCCCUUGGGUUGGAGCCAAACAGGAAAUGAACUUCGAAGGGAAAUUUCUGGAGAACGAUCGCCUCAAGGAAGCUCGCGCGAAAGGAAGUGUUUGUCGUUGUCAUUAUGAACUGAAGUACAUUCCCCCGAUGAAGCCUCUAAGACCACCAAGCGAAGAGAAAUCAGUGGAAAUAGUAUGUGAACCUCCCCUCUUGACCAGAGUCUGCAAGUGCUUCGAGACCACCAAACCAGUGUUGCCGGAGUGCUCUGAAGCUUUGUGUCUACAGUACAAGAAUCUCCCUAUUAAAAAAGUGCGUACUAAAACCCUCGUAUUCUCCAAUAAAUCUACUCAAAGACUUCAAUGCAAAAGCAUCGUGAGAAGAUGGCCUUUAAAACGCAGGAGAACAAUUAGCUCAGAUGUCUGGUCGAGCGGUGUCCGAGAGUGCGGUGUGGGGGUGCUCUGCUCACAGACGCCCGCGGGGGACGCGGUGUGCGUCGACGUCAGUGUGUACGCCGACUGCUGGGGCUUGUAUCGGGAUCAGAUACUAAUACAGAUUGAAAACUUGGAUCCAUUAAUUUUUGACAUUUUCAUCGAAGUAGUGGGUCCUCCUUUGCAAUUCGCCUUGAAGCCAAAUUAUUCAAAUUGUGAGGAUUCUCCACCAAUCUUGUGGAUGACACAGGCCGACUCUGAGCGAUCUCUCCUCGUGAAGAACACAUCUCGAUGCGGUCUCUCGGUUCAAGCUUUUGUCCUCACUGAACAUGAACACCACCAGGAUUACCUCCCGUUCCGGCUGUAUCUCCGCUUCCUCGACAGCUUCCCUCCGACGUGCCCGUGCGCAGUCUUCGAAAGAGACUCUAUCGAUGAAAGCUCUACAUGCAGUCUAUCGUCAACUGGAUUGGCUACUGAGUUCGAGCUCUUUCUCGGACCUGACCACGGAAAACAGGACAACUACAAUUUCAAGAUUACUCCUGAUACUUUGAGUAUAUCUGCGCGAACUGAGGCUAAAUGGCAAGUGAAAUUAGAAGCUGUACACCAAGAGCCCGCGCCCGCUGCGAGGGUAAUGUUCCGCUGCAUACCUCUUAGUAGAUCUGGUGAAUGCUGGUAUCGUCCUGAUCCACCACCGCAAAUAGUAAGACUGAAAGAGGCUCCUCGUGAAGGAGUUUUAGAAGUUUCGUGCAGCAAGGUAGUGGUGAGCGUGUGCGCGUUGAACCUGCCUGAAGAGAAUGUGCUGAGAUGUAGGAAGCGUUUCGACGUGCGGAACCCAGGCAGCGGGCCCCUACAGCUCACAGCGCGGACUCGAGAGCCCUGGUGUGUGGUGACAGAGUCGGCCCGCGCUCACUGCGGCACUGGCUGCGGCUGCGAUCCCAAAUUUGAAAGGACCCGAGAUGAAGCGGUAACGAUGAGUUUACCUGCCCGGUGUUGCGUGGAGAUGUGUGUAGAAGUUUACAUCAAAACGGAUGACGUGUGGCCCCCGCAACCGCAAGAUCGAGAAGAACAGUUAAAUGAAACUCCUCUCCCGGAGCUGCAGACUAUUUCAACACCGCUUACAUUUUGUGAUGCUGUCAACGAGCUGCUUAGCAUACCACUGAUCUUGGAGAUUGAAUACCCGGCGCUGCGGAUGAAACCAGACACCAUAGACUUUGGGUUCGUUACGGAACGCGACACCAGGAAAACUUACUUUACAAUCACACACACAAGUCGCAAAGAAACACUUGACGUGACGACGGAAUGGCUCGGCGGGGACGAGGUCAGGGUGUGGCCCCGGACCGUGUGCGUCGCCCCGCGGACCGGCUGCAGAGUUUACGUACAAUACACGGCCAGAUGGUGCGGGUCCCCCCUGGAGGGCGCAGUGCGGGUGCGCGCGGGGGCGCGGUGCGGGGGCGGGGUGCGGGUGCGCGCUCGCCCCACUCGCGACCACAAAUGUCGGAUGUUGCCUCACGACUUCACAGACGAUGCUAAUUUACUGCCGCCUCACCUUCCGUACUAAGACUUUGUUGUGUUUAAUUUAAUUUGUAUUGUCGUUGCUAAUAAACGUGACCAGUUGGAAGUGGUUUUAAACAA